UUAAUAUUUUUCCGACACUACAAGAACAGCUUUGGUGCAAUGAGGGACUUGUCCCUAUGCGGCUGUGUUACCAUGGUGAUGUUGGAACGCUGGACGGACCCGGGAACCAUGGAACCCGGGCCGCCAUCUUUGAAAUGGGACGGGAAAUUGCGGACACUCAUGCAACUUGCAGGUCGUGUCCUGGUAGGGCUGAUGUUCUUGCGCCUCGCCACUCACCUUGGGUCACGAAACGUCUUGCUGCUGUUCGGAUAUCUCCUGCUAGGUGGUGUUAUCCUCGGAUUUAAAACCCGGGUGUGCGCGGGACUUCUCUCGGUCCUGUUCUUCCUGACGAACCUGACCGUGUGCUCCUGGUGGCUGGAGGAGUCAGACUCCCCCCAGCGGGAGUUCCUCCGCUCCGAGUUCUUCCUGAACUUCGCAGCGAUCGGCGGGUUGCUGCUGGAGACCGUGGUCGGGCCGGGCAAGGCGUCCAUGGACGCGCAGAGGGGCAGGAGGGUCAGCAGGUCACAGUAGUUAAACAGCUGUAAUCGUUUGUGUAUUUUUUAAUCAGUCCGAAAGAGGGCGCUCGUGUACGGUUGUUGUUGACCGUGACUCACGUUAUAUUAU
Branchiostoma floridae (Florida lancelet) is the source of this 603-nucleotide messenger RNA. Its product is annotated as surfeit locus protein 4 homolog. NCBI's taxonomy places the organism in Eukaryota, Metazoa, Chordata, Leptocardii, Amphioxiformes, Branchiostomatidae. The record is from RefSeq and is a predicted model, not a curated record. The transcript has 4 exons. Gene Ontology annotation, cellular component: membrane. The coding region runs from base 40 to 510 and encodes 156 amino acids.